AUGAAACAAAUUAAUUCCAACAGAAGAAUUACCAGGGAUUUUGUAGAGCUUGACGGAGUGGUCGAUGGACCCAGAAGCAAGGAUGGUGGAAUUAAGGCUAAUUGCCAAGGCAGUGACACCUUCUUGGGGGCGAUUUUGAGACCAACGUCACAAGAUUUACACUGCCAAUUCGAGCCCUUUCUUUCAAUAAAUCUGGCGCAAUGUUGGCUGCUGCUGGCGAUGACUGAGGGCAUUAAACUUGUUAACACAGUUGACGGAACAAUUGCAAGGGUUCUGAAAGGACAUAAAGGAUCAAUCACCAGCUUAGCUUUUGAUCCUAAAAUUAUGAACAUUCUUGGGUGGAGUCCUGAUGGAGACAUGCUAGCUGUUCCAGGAUUGAAAAAUGAUGUGGUGAUUGUAGACAGACAGGUUCUUAUAUGGGAAGUUGACAAGAAGCAGGAUAUUGAGAGGCAGAAAUUUAACUAUAGCGUAUCUUGUAUGGCGUGGAAGCCUCAUGGAAAUGCAUUGGCAGUUAUUGAUUUUAUGGGAAAGUAUGGCUUGUGGGAAUCGGUGGUGCCAUCCUCAAUGAAAUCUCCAACAGAGGAUAUUCCUAGUUUAUAUUCAAGUGGCUUCGUCUUGUUUGACAAUGAAGAAGAACCUGGCGCAUCAGGUAGUUUGAGUGAUCUCAAUGAAGAUAGCCAUGGUGAAUCAGAGCCACCUAGCAGAAAAAGAUUACGUAAACAUUCUAUAUACGAUGAUGAUUGGGAAGAUGAAAUUACGGAUGAGUUGGAAUCUACAAGGAAGGUUGAAAAUCGUAAAAAGCCUUCAAAUGCUCACAAAAAUGACCUUAAUAAUGUAAAGAACAGUGUAAGAAACACUGUAGCAACUGCAAGGCUGAAAAUGCAAGAAGCUUUUCAGCCUGGAGCUACUCCUAUGCAACCUGGAAAAAGGCACUUUCUAUGCUACAAUAUGCUUGGAAGUAUAACCACGAUGGCACGUGAUGGAUACUCCCAUAUAGAGAUAGAUUUUCAUGACACGAGUAAUGGUCCACGAAUUCCAGCCAUGACUGAUUAUUUUGGUUUCACAAUGGCUGCUUUGAACGAGAAUGGAAGUGUAUUUGCCGAUCCAGGAAAGGGGGAGAAGAAUAUGAGCACACUUAUGUAUCGCCCAUUCAGUACCUGGGCAAAUAACAGUGAGUGGUCUAUGCGUUUUGAAGACGAAGAAGUUAGAGCAUUAGCACUUGGAAGUGCUUGGAUUGCAGCUGUCACCAGCCUUAAUUUUCUUCGCCUUGCAGAGGUAUGUUCUCUCCCUCGACGGGGCCAGUGGUUACUGCAGUGGGCUUCAAGAUCGAACUUGCGGUUGUCACCCAUACUUCUCCUUCUCUUGCCCCCGAUGAUCAGAUGCUUGAGUUUAGAGUGUUCGACAUUCACACUGGGACUCAAUCUCUUAGAGGAAGAUUACCAUUGA
Fraxinus pennsylvanica is the source of this 1446-nucleotide messenger RNA. The record is from the annotation of a GenBank genome assembly. NCBI's taxonomy places the organism in Eukaryota, Viridiplantae, Streptophyta, Magnoliopsida, Lamiales, Oleaceae.